AUGAACCUUCUCAGCACUAUCGCUCUCUUCUCUUCACUUCCCUUGAUCCAUGCCCAGUAUGGAAAUCAAGCUAAAUCCUCUGCCACAACUGCCGCAUCGUCAACCACUUCAACCACCUCGGCUGCUAGUGGCAUUCACACCGUUGAUGUUGGCGAAGAUGGCCUCACCUUCAACCCAGAUUCCUUGACAGUUUCUCCGGGUGACAAGGUCGAGUUCCACUUCUACCCACCAGACCACUCAGUUGUCCAAGCUUCCUUUGACAACCCCUGCCAGCCAAUUAGCAGUGGAGGUUUCUUCAGUGGAUUCUUCCAGACAAGCCAGGAAUCAAAAACUGUCUUCACGGUGACCGUCAACAACACCGACCCUAUUUGGCUGUAUUGUGGUGUGCAGGGACACUGCCAGGCCGGCAUGGUCGGAGUCAUCAAUCCUCCUUCUAGCGGAGAUACUCUAGACUUGUUCAAGGCAGCAGCAGCAAAGGCUAAAGACUCGACCGUACCGGCAAACGUCUUCGGUGGUGUGGUUGGUACUGCCAGCAGCGAAAAUACUAGCAGCACAGCUACUGGCACAGCUACGGCUACUUCUACUGGAUCGGCAAGCAAGACGAGCGCUUCUACCUCCACCACAACUAAUGCAGCAAAUACCAUGCGCACUGCCGGCGAUGUCGGUGCCUUGGCGUUGUUGGGCCUGUUCUCGUGGCUCAUGAUGUAG
Molecule: messenger RNA, 708 nt
Organism: Penicillium cataractarum
Lineage: Eukaryota; Fungi; Ascomycota; Eurotiomycetes; Eurotiales; Aspergillaceae
Product: cupredoxin domain-containing protein
Exons: 3
Coding region: 1-708 (235 amino acids)
Source: RefSeq, a predicted model, not a curated record